AGUCCGCCGGGUUUCGUUCAACAUGGCGGUUCCUGCUGGGAGGUCUGUGGUCUUCGUGACUGGAAACGCGAAAAAACUGGAAGAGGUCAUUCAGAUCCUGGGAGACAGGUUUCCAUACAAACUAGUGUCAAAAAAGAUUGACUUGCCUGAAUACCAAGGAGAGCCAGAUGAGAUUUCCAUACAGAAGUGUAAGGAGGCUGCACAGCAAGUCGACGGGCCAGUCAUAGUGGAGGACACCUGUCUGUGUUUCAAGGCUCUGGGAGGCCUUCCUGGUCCUUACAUAAAAUGGUUCCUGGAUAAACUCAAGCCAGAAGGCUUGUACAAACUCCUGGCUGGGUUUGAAGAUAAAUCAGCGUGGGCUCUCUGCACUUUUGCAUUCUCUCCUGGGAAAGAUGAACCAGUACAGCUGUUCAGAGGGAAAACAGAGGGACACAUUGUGGAACCCAGGGGACCUCGAGACUUUGGAUGGGAUCCCUGUUUCCAGCCGGACGGAUAUGACAAAACCUACGCUGAACUGCCCAAAGAAGUGAAGAACACCAUCUCUCACCGCUACCGGGCGCUUGCUGCCAUGUCUGAGCACUUCUCUCAAACUAACAAUACCUCCCCUCAGGGCAAGAAGAAUAAGUUGGAGGACUGAAGAGUCAUUUUAGGUUAUUAAUGUAGAAAUGUGAAAAUGUAUCAAAUGUUAAAAUUUGACAAUGCAGAGGAUACACCUCAUUAUGAGAACAUGUUUUAUGGUUGGGUCAGAAAUGUGCAGCAGAUGACAGAUUUGUGAUCACAAUCACUACUUCUUUAAUCUGCAGUGGAAAAAAUACUGCAUAACUUUUUUCUUUUAUUUUUAAUAAACUUAUGUUCA
Anoplopoma fimbria (sablefish) is the source of this 856-nucleotide messenger RNA. RefSeq names its product inosine triphosphatase (nucleoside triphosphate pyrophosphatase) (gene itpa). The transcript has 8 exons. The record is from RefSeq and is a predicted model, not a curated record. Gene Ontology annotation, biological process: nucleoside triphosphate catabolic process. The coding region runs from base 23 to 637 and encodes 204 amino acids. NCBI's taxonomy places the organism in Eukaryota, Metazoa, Chordata, Actinopteri, Perciformes, Anoplopomatidae. Gene Ontology annotation, cellular component: cytoplasm. Gene Ontology annotation, molecular function: nucleoside triphosphate diphosphatase activity.